AUGAGUAUUUUAGAUGAAACAUGCGAUAUACCUUAUCGACCACUAAUAGAUAAUAGUACAAAUACAACAAGUUGGGAUUUGAAUUUUUGCUACAUGAAUCAAUGUCCAACUAAGAAUCAAGUGUUAGCAAAUUGUACAUUAGGCAAUUAUGGUUUGAUCACUAUUGGCGCUUGGGAAUCAGAUAAAACUAUCGUUGAGUCGAUUAAUGAAGGAAUGAUGAUACAGAAAUCUGUUGAAGAACGAUGUCUUCUAUAUUGGUAUUACAUCACUGUUUAUGAUCAACUUGACUGGGGUCAACGAAUUUCGGUCCUCAUUAAAUCUGAUAAUGAAAUCGAAAUUGAUCAAGUCUCAGCUGUUGAUAUGGUAGAAAAUCGUUGGUAUUCAAGAAAUGUAACAUUCAAUGCGCCGUUUAUGAACUAUACUUUGAUGUUUCAUUUUGAAGUAACAAAUGGCAAUCGAACCUUUGAUCCUGCAUUGAACAAAACAAUCUAUUUUGCAUUGGACAGUAUCGAAGUAUACAACCGAAAUUGUCGAAGUGUAUUCGGGCCACCUAUUGGUUCAACAAGUACAUCUCCAUCUCCAGCAACAGUAACAACAACAAAACCAGAUGACGCGACAGCUGCGCCUCCAUCAUCAUCUAAUAAUUUGGGUCUAGGUCUUGGUCUGUCACUUGGUCUUGGUAUUCCUGCUUUGCUUUUAAUCAUCGGAGCUCUACUUUUGAUAUUAACAUUUUGUUACUCUCAAAAUGUAAAUUAUCAAUGUAACUUCGACAAUGAUAUGACAGGUGAUUGUCAAUUCCCACUAACAUCGGGCGGAACCAACAAUUUGGCCUUAGCGACUGGUAUUACUUCUGUUUCUAAUCCUAUUCAGGCCUUGUCUGAUGUUACUGCCAUUCUAUCACUGACUACACCAAACAAUGAACACUGCAAUUUUCCUUACCUAUCAGGAAGUUGGCAAAUGUACUUUUGUCGACGUUAUGCUAAUAAUAAUUACACAUGUCCAACUACAUCUGGUCGUCCGGGACAAUGUGUUAUCGGAAAAUUUGCUAAUAUAAGAGCACAAGUUACUGGUGGAUUUGAUCAAACAUAUGCGACUGAUGUUAAACAAAGUACGAGUACUACUCAAUGUCUUGAUUUCUAUUACUAUAUUCCUGGUGCAUCAAAUAAUCCGAAAAUACAAGUAGGAUGGAAAGCAGGUGAAGACACACAACAAAUAAUUGAAUUGACACCACUGUCAGACAACAAAUGGUACAAUAGUAGAAGUAGCUUUACAGCUCCUUCAUCGUCUUCUUAUCAACUUACGUUCAGAAUGAUACGUGAUGGAUCAAGUUUUACCCACUUUUUUGGUUUAGAUGAAAUCAAGAUCUAUGAUCAAUCUUGUGAGUCUAUUGUGACGACAACUAUAUCUAUUGCAACGCCCACUCCUAUACCAACGACAACAACUCCUAUACCAACGACAACUACUCCUAUACCAACGACAACUACUCCUAUACCAACGACAACUACUCGUAUACCAACGACAACUACUCCUAUACCAACGACAACUACUCCUAUACCAACGACAACUACUCCUAUACCAACAACAACUACUGUGGCAACAACGUUAACAAUAACAGCGACAGCAUCUACUACGAUUGGUAAUCCUCAAUCAUCUGUAAUUACCCAAGGCACUGAAGAAACACAAAGUACAACUGUUCCUAUUGUAACAAUGACAACUUCAACUUCUACUACAGAAGAACCUCUUAUUCGACUAUUUAAUUGUGAUUUUUCUGCAAGUUCAUGCUUUGCAAAUAGUGAACUUCUUAUUAGAAAUGGAAGCGAAUUCACUUCUGUCGAUAUCAUCAAUGAACCACCUCGAUUUCCUCUUUCUGAUGUUACUUCUAUUGAUGAACCAACAGAUAAUAAUGAAACAUGCGAUAUACCUUAUCGACCACUAAUAGAUAAUAGUACAAAUACAACAAGUUGGGAUUUGAAUUUUUGCUACAUGAAUCAAUGUCCAACUAAGAAUCAAGUGUUAGCAAAUUGUACAUUAGAUAUGACCGAACCACCUACUAGUCCGACGACUACUUCAGUAACAACUACGUCUCAAUCUCCAGCGGCAACAACAACAACAACAACAACAACAACAGCUGAGCCUCCACCUCCACCACCAUCUAAUAAUUUGGGUCUUAUUCUUGGUCUGUCACUUGGUCUUGGUAUUCCUGCUUUGCUUUCUGUCAUUGGUGGUGUUGUCUACUUUAUAAAAAAAACCAAAGCGCGUCCUAAAGUAGUAGCUCAAAAUUCUGAAGUCACUGCUGAAAUUCCAAUGACAUCAAGGGCGAAUGCCGACAAACCGUAA
Rotaria sp. Silwood1 is the source of this 2337-nucleotide messenger RNA. The record is from the annotation of a GenBank genome assembly. Lineage: Eukaryota; Metazoa; Rotifera; Eurotatoria; Philodinida; Philodinidae.